AUGAAAGCAAGAAAAGAAUUAGGCGAUGUACCGGCUGAAAACAAAAAUGACAUGUAUUUUAAGUCUUUAGCUUGGCUUCGCACUGACGUAAAGGUUUUGAGAAAGGAUGAGAUUGAGUUGCUUCCAGGCCUGCUCGUGCCCUACAUGGCGGUUAUUUUCGUCGGCAGAGACCACCUGCCAUUUCCCUCUUUAACAAAAACAAGCAAAGCGAAUAGAAUCAACGAUUUUCAUCGGGAGUGGCUGCGUCAGCACCGUGCACGCAUGGACUGGCAAGCCAUAAUUAAUCCGUGUUAUGAAAAUAUGGCCUGGGGAAAAGUGAAGGAUGGUUGGGAAAAACCUAACAGAACUAACGCCUCUACAAGUGACAUCAUAUUUCAGGACAUAAGGCCUGCAGGAGAGUACUGUAAGAUAUUCAUCCAAUCAAAAACGUCGGAUAAUAGAAGGAAAGAUAUUGGUGGAGACACCUGGAGGGUCUACGUACGUGGACCAUCGAGCAUUGCGGCGACUGUGUUUGAUCACAAUAAUGGAACUUAUGAAGCCCUGUUCCUCAUUAUGGAGCCUGGUACCUAUCAGCUGUUGGUUUACCUGGAUUAUAGUCUGUGCGAUGGUUUCAAGGACCCACCACGUGACUGGUUUAUUAUGGGGAACGCUCAAGGGAAAUUUCAGCGGGAGGGUCUUCUUGGCUUUCUGGAUGAUUACUUGGUACAGCCCCUUCAGAACGGAACUUAUUUCGAGAUUAACGUAACAAAAGCAGAGAUAAACCUUGCAUUAGAUGACAAACUUCGUUCUUUAGAGUCUUGCCCCUCUACGUGUAAUAACUUGUGGGAUGGAUUUGGUCGGUGGAGGAAUGACACAUGGCGGCCAUACCUUGAAGAAUCAUACAACUGGUCCUUACCAGCAAACCACAGCUCUUCUGGCACUUUCUGGGUGUACGGUGAUUCACUAGGGGUUCGCCUGUAUCAGUCAAUCAGCUCUCGAGCCCUUUGUAGGAAGCUGUACUCGAAAUGCAAAAACAGCUAUAACUGGCUCUAUCCAGUAAUCAACGCAGCAAAGAGCAGAAUAGAAAACGAUAGCCUCGACUUCCGCGCUGAGGAAGUCUUGAAGGCCAUUCGCAGAGUCCUCACUACGACAGAAUUACAGCAAUCUUCCAGUCUGUUACUUUUAAACCUUGGUCUUCAUUAUACUGCCAGCGUAAAUUUUACAACUUUCCAGAAGGUCAUCAGUGAAGUCAUAAACUUAUUGAAAGAGACACAAGUCGACUCACAGGGCAAAGAAGGUCUAAUGUAUAAGGCAAAGAUCAUUUGGAAGUCAACUACAGCUUUAUGUAAGCAUCAUGGAAAGGAAUUUAACCCAACAGAUAGCAGGUUCCUUACACCGCAGCGAGUUCUUUUGUUCAGCGCCUACGCCAUGUCAGCCAUGUGUCAAGCGGGUUUUGACGUCAUAGACGUGUACCCAAUGACAGAGUCGUAUCCGGGGGGUACGUUUGCUGAAGACGUCGUUCACUAUCCAGACAAAGUGUUUAGUGCCUUGGAAACGCUUUUAGAGAAGUAUAAAGUAAACAGAAUUGAAGGAAUAGGAACAGAUGAUAGCAAGAUAAGAAUUAGGCGAUGUACCGGCUGAAAACAAUAAUGACAGGUAUUCUAAGUCUUUAGCUUGGCCUCGCAAUGACGCAGAGGUUUUGGAAAAGGGUGGGAUUGAAUUGUUCCCAGGCCCGCUUGUGUUUGACAUGGCACACAUCUUAGUCGGCAGAGGUUACAGUUGAGGGUUUGGUUCGAUUUGUUCGGAGUAGGUCGGUUGUUAAGCCUCCAAAAUACCUUGAGGUUUGAUAAAUCGAACUUUUUCUGUGGACAGUGACUAUUUGGUCAAGAGAGCUGCCUUUUAAUUAAGUAAAGUUAAUUCCUGUUUAAGAAGGACAUUGUUGCAGAAAAGCCAUCUAACGACUGCAAGAAGUUCCCCCACCCCCAGCCAAAAUCUUUUCGCAAUCAAAAGGAUCCGGUAGGUUAUUCAGUAUGUGUUCUCUGAAUGGCAAGAGAUUAAGACUGCAACGAUAAGAUAAAAGUGAUCGAAUGUUAGAAUUAACGGAACCCUUACACUUUGAGGACGGCCAGAAGUUACACGUCGUCUUGGCAACAUGGGUUUCUACCUUUCUUGAUAAGUAUGGGGCUUCGCUUGGUGCCCCCCGCGAGCUCCGCUAUCAGCCGGGGAAUGUUUUUUUGGUUUGACGCCAAUUUCAAAAGAAAAAAAAAUGAAAUUUAUGCUGAUUUAAUUAAAUAAACUUGUUAGAUUCUGGUGGGAACUCGAUACGAGUAGUCCAACAGUUGUAAACAGAAUGGUAUCAACAAAAUUCGAAAGCUUCAUAGCAAUUAGACUAAUUUACAAUUAUUCGCCUCAGGCUCAGUGAGCAUUAUUCACUGCGUCUUCGGCGAGUGGUUGUCAAAUAAUAUAUAGGGCAUAAGUUUCUUUCAUAAUUAUUUAGGAAGGUAGAAAACGCACGCUUUUGUGCAAUUUCGUAGGAAGACAACUCACAGUUCAGUUUGCGUCAAUGGAUUGUAAAACGCACGAAUCAGCUGAAUGACAACAUCGCCAAAGCGAUGUAACCAGCUUUGCUAAAAAGAAACAUUCACCCUCAAUGAAAUAAAAAUACUUUCAGUUAAAUUUAAGUCUGUUAUUUUUUUUUCGAGCAAUUUUUCCAAGGGCAAUUACUACAUUUAUGAUGUAAUGCCCUCAAUACCAAUUAUAUUUGAACACAGGAAUAAAACAAAUUUGAUAUGAAGCUACAUAUUUGAUAUAAUUUGAAUAUAUCAACAAAGUUG
Messenger RNA from Stylophora pistillata, 2813 nucleotides. RefSeq lists its product as uncharacterized. The record is from RefSeq and is a predicted model, not a curated record. Lineage: Eukaryota; Metazoa; Cnidaria; Anthozoa; Scleractinia; Pocilloporidae.